Molecule: messenger RNA, 6069 nt
Organism: Ceratosolen solmsi marchali
Lineage: Eukaryota; Metazoa; Arthropoda; Insecta; Hymenoptera; Agaonidae
Gene: smash
Product: smallish
Exons: 20
Coding region: 377-5803 (1808 amino acids)
Biological process (GO): regulation of focal adhesion assembly; positive regulation of stress fiber assembly
Cellular component (GO): stress fiber
Molecular function (GO): myosin II head/neck binding
Source: RefSeq, a predicted model, not a curated record
AGAGCGUGCGUUCCGCGAGAUGGAACGUGCGAGCCGUUGUUGACGGGGAGGGUGGAUGCGGCGCAGGAGGUGAUCGUCGUGUUCGGUGGGUGUGCGCGCACGAAGCAAAGGAUCCUCAAAAAGUUGGAGGAAGUACAGCGGGAGCCUGUGCGCGUCCAAGAGGAAGGCACUUCGAGAUUCUGCGCCGACGGAGGCAUCGCGACCAUUCCCGGAGCGACGGGGGGCGGUCACCCAGGAGGCAUUUUCAGAGGAGUCGGCUCGCUCGUAGGAUGGACGCCGUCGAGCCGCAAAGCGCAACGCUCGUCCUGGAGGCUUGAGGAGGAGGACCGAGCCAAUCGGGAGCCAAAGGCUGGAAACGCGGGGAAGCCGCCGAGCGAUGCCUUCGUCGCAGAAUGCCGCCAGCGAGCGGCGCAACGGCGAGAAAACGAUUACACACGAGCCACCGAAAUUGAAAACGACGCUGAAAACACCACCGAAACAGGCGACAAAUCCUCUACAAUUUGUCAAAGUUGGGCCAUGUUCGCUUUAUCGCACGGCUCAAGAGCAAUUGCAGAAGGUUCAAGAAGUUAAGAAAGUCAAGCAAGAAAUUCGAGAUGAUCCCGAAGAUUGGCAAUCGAACCUCGACAAUUGGAAGAGCAGCCGACGGAAACGGCAGGAGCACAUAAUCGAGCGCGUGGUCGAGGUGAAGAAGCUGGAGCUCGAGGAGCACGACCGCCAGCGCCGCCGGAGCAAAACCUUCUCGGAGAUGAUGGAGGAGCGCGGCAGCCGGGGCCGAAAACCCAGCAUAAGCCUCGCCAUGUACAGCGAGGAGGACACCAACGACCUGAGCGACCUCGGUAUCGGGACGAGCAGCGGCAAGAGCUCGGUGAGCGGUGACACCCAUGACGACGCCCAGAGUGUCCUCAGCGACCGGGACAGCGAGAUCGACAAGAGCCAUUCGGACGUAGACAGCGGGGGGCGCACGAACGGAAACGAGGGGCCGGCUCCGGUCGCCGCGUCGCCCCCUGCCUUAAUCCACGGCCUUAAGAAGCAGGAGACCCUCGACAAUGGUAUCCACAAGCUCGCGCCCGCCAAGCGCAUCGGCCAGCAAGAGUACGCGGAGACGCGCGCUGCGCCCACGGCCAGCUCCCCCGAACCCGAGGAGUACACGUUCGAGGCUGCGAUCCGCGGUUACGUGUCCCGCGUCGCUCACAAUAUCCCCCGGCGCUCGCUCGCGAGCCUCGACGCCAGGCUCGAGCGCGCGGUAAGCAACGGCCACGUCGCGCCCAUCAAGGUCGACAUCCACAAGCGUCGCGAGAUAUUCGAGCAAGCAGCCCGCGAGCCCGCCGACGCCAAGAAUAACAACGGCAACGGCGGCCGACCGGACACGAGCGGCUACAAGUCCAUCAAGGAGCGGCUCUCGAACCUCGAGAGGCAGAAGAUAGAUCUCGAGGAGAAGGGCACGGCCGCCCUCAAGGAGCACCUCUACCCGAGAGCCAAGCCCAAUAAGGAGUUCAAGAUUCGGGACCUCCUCGCCGAGGAGCUCGAGGAUGUGAAACCGCUGAGGGAGCGAUUAUCCAGCCUCGAGAAGCUCAUCGCACCAUGCGAGACGAGCUUCGCCGCGGCGCAGUUCAACAGCGAGCUCAAGGCCAAGAGCAUCAUCAAGGACAGGCUCGUGGCCCUCGACCUCGAGAGCUGCGACGACGUCGAGGAUAAGCGCCGCCCGAGCUGCUUCCACGAGGAGGUGAACAGUAUGCCGACGAACUCGACGCCGAGCGAGCGCAGCUCGUCGCCCGACUCGGAGUACCGCUCGCCUCGCGGUGCCACCUUCCACCAGAGCCUCGACUCCCUGGACGCGGACGCCUCGAGUGGCCCCGACACGUUCGAGCGCGUGCAGAGCCUCGAGGAGCUGGACUACCACCAGGCGCGCCGCUACCCGGCCUCCACCUCGUCCGCCGAGGUCCUCAACGACACGGAUCGCGAGGACUCGGGCAUCCACACGGCGGACGCGAGCUGCUCCGUCAGCCAGGCCGACGAGCCGAUCGAGGAGGAGAUCGAGCCCGACCCCGAGCACAAGCACCAGCUCGAUCACCACCAGCACAGCCUCAACCAUCUCAACCAUCUCAACCAUCACAAUCAUCACAAUCACCAUAAUCGUCAUCUCAAUCACCGCAACCACAAACACAACUACAACCAUAAUCAUUAUAACGACAACCAGCACUAUCAUCAGAAACUUCUGGAAACGCCGCUGUUCAUCGUCGACGAGCAGAACGAGUUUCGGGAUAGCAUCGAGGCGGCCUUGAUCGAGACCACCAAGAGCCUCGACAGAAUCGAAGAGAAGAUUAUCGGGCUGACAUUGAAGCCGGAGAAUCGCGAUGCUGUGCUGAUUGAGUCGGGCACCGCUGACACUUCUUCCUUCUCUUCCACUGCUGGGCCAGCACUAGGGCUAUCCGCUAACCAGGGCAUUACCGAGCCACGGAGCACUAACGCUAGCGUGCCUCGUACCUUCUGCACCUCCCCCGCGCCCCUCAUCAUCCCAACCACCGUCUGCUCGCGUCCCGUGGUCUACCAAAGUCCCCGGAUCCCACCCCGAAGGUUUGCUCCCGAAGCGCGGCCGAGACCCUCUCACCUGGCCGGCCUUGACGGGAGCCACGCGGGCCCGGCGCCCGGAGCGCCUUCGAACCGAUCCCCCCUGCAGCAAAAACCCCCCGCGGAACAGGAGGCCGAGGUGACGACAAGCAGUCCCGUAGCCCGGAGCCCCUUGGCCUCCCCUCGCUCGCCCUCCAAAAUCCCGACUCCCUUGCCUAGAAGAGGAGCCGUUACCCCGACUUCCGCCGAGGCCGGACAACCGGCUCCCGUCCCUCUGCCCCUCUCCAUCAAGCAACGUACCAGCCUCCCGAGCAGAUCCCAAUCAGCAAUGCCCUCGGAGAUUCCCGUACCCGUGAAGUCGCCCAUCGGCUGCCCCGGCCCGAGGAUCGGGCCAUCUCCCUCGCCGGAACCCCUGCAGCGCGUCGUCGUGGAGGUCUGCGAGAAGGUGCUGGUGCCCCGGGGUCAGACGCGAGUUACGCCCUUCAUCACCGUCGAGCGCUACGCGGACGAGCCAGAGCUCCUGGAGCCGUCGAGGCGCGAACAAAUCGCGCCCGAGGACGACGACGAGGAGGAGGAGGAAGAGGAGGAGGAGGAGGAGGAGGAGGAGGAGGAAGAAGAGGAAGAGGAAGAGGAAGAGGAAGAGGAAGAGGAGGAGGACGACGGCGACAACGACGACGAGGACGAGGAGGAAGAGGAGGAGGAGGAGCCAGAGCUCGAGGAGGAGCCCGAGGAGUCCGAAGAGAAGGCCCAGCGGCCGGAGCCUAAGAUGGAUGCUGUCCCCGUGAGACCAACGAGCCUCGCCCUCGAGAGGACGACGAGCCUCUGCACGGACUUCCUCAGUCCAAUCUCCCCCGUAUCGAAGCAGAUUUUGCCGCUGAGCUUCUCCAGCGAUGAGGAGAUUAUUACGGGACUGUCGUUCCCGUUGGGUCCGCCGACGAGCGUCGAGCCCCCAAAGGAAAAGCCACCACCGCCACCCGUCGACCUCAGCGACGAGGAGAAUAUGCCGAUCGAGCCACUUAAGAGGCUCAACUCCACGCGCAGGAUCAAGAAGGAACUGCGUACCCGACGAUCCGACUUCUUAGGCAUCGAAGGGUUCAACGAGGACGAGCUCGAGCGCGAGCUCACGCUGACCAAGCCUCCGGAUAUGGCGGCGAUCCUGGCGGAGGAGCGACGUAUCGAGCAGCUGCAUCGGCGCUCCUACGACACCGACAGCAAUUACGAGCAGGACUCGAGCCACGAGCGGGACUCCGGGGUGGAGCUCGGCCAGGCCGAGGACUGGGCCAAGCAGCCCGUGAGCCCGGAUAUGUCCCAGCACAGUCGCCAGAGCAGCGAGCCUUUCGGCGCCAGCGUCACCUCCUCCGAGGAGGACGAGAUCACGAAGAAGGAGCGUGAGAUCAUCGAGGUGCUCGAGCGCGAAGAGCAAUGGCGCUACGAGAAUAAGCGCGAAACCAACAGCGACAUUGGUGAGAAGCUCGCCCACAAGCUCCGUGAGCUCGAGGAGGAGAAGAUGCUACUGGAACGCGAACGCGCCUCUAAGGAAGUCUCGGAGAAUCAGCAGCAGCAACAGGUCGAGCAGCAGCAACAGCAGCAGCAGCAACAACAACAACAACAACAACAACAACAACAACAACAACAGCGCCGUCAUCAGGAACCGGACAUCGAGACAUUGAGGAUGAACGAGGAGAAUCUGCGUAUGCAAGAAGAGAUGCAGCGUAAGGAGAAAGAGAAGGAUGAAGUAGAGGAAGAGGAGGAGGAGGAGGAGGAGGAGGAGGAGGAGAAGAUCAAGACAACGACGAUGGCGCGCCAGCAGGAGUUUAACAAGCAACAGCGCAUCGAUGAGAAUUCGCAGCAGCAGCAGCAGCAGGACGUGAAGGUCGAGAUGUCGGUGAACGACGGAGACGACGAUGAGGACGAGGAACAGCCGCGGUGCCAGGAGCAGACGAGGAUGCAAGAGCGAGAGAGAAGGAGCGCCGAAGCGCGCAGACAGGAGGAGAUGCAAGUGAAAGCACAAGAGAACAAGCCGACGAGCCCGAGCCUAAGCAUCAACGAAGACGAGUACUCCUCCUCAAGGGAUGUCCUGCGGGUGGAGCGCGAGCUGCUUCAACUGGAGCAGGAGGAGCUCAAGCGCCAGCGCAGUAAUCUCGCCUACCGCGAGCAAAAGCAGCAACAACUCGCGGAGAAGCUUCACGAGCAGUGGAAGUCCCUGCAAGACGUGGCGCAGACGCCUCCGACGAACCUCGCCCGUCAGCCCCAGUACGGCAAGCCCCUGGCUGCGCCCCUCAAUUACAGAUCCUCGAUGCCGAAUCUCCUACAGGAGCCGGGCCCCGGUCAACGCAAGAGAUGGGUAUGGGCACCGCCCCAGCCACCCAUACCACCGGCCAAGCCUCUCAGGCUUAUCGAUCAGAGGCAGCGGGACGCCACCAUCAGGAGCAGUCGCGUGCCAUCGGCGGACUCGAUACCCCAGCAGGUGGAGGCACCCCUGAGGCCGAGCGUCCACCACGGCCAGCAAAUGAGCAGGCAGACGCUUCAGGCGCUCUCGGCGGUGCCCCGACCGAGGAUCGUCCAAGCCGACCAGUGGGUACAGCGGCGCAAGAGCGAGGCGCCGAGAGCCACCCACGACUACAACUACCAACACUGGCUCAUCCAGGAGGCGGAGCAGCGGAGGAUCAAUGAGAAGAAUCAGCGCUCACCGGUACGGAAGCCGCACGUGACCGGAACCUCGGUGGUGCCUUAUACUGCAUCGCCGCCUCGCUCGGACGGCAAACCGCUGCCAGACUCCGUCAUCCAGACGCUCACCAAGAGAAUCCAAAAUAGGGUCCAGGAAAAGCCGCAGCCGCCACGACGAAGGCUGGAGCACAGCACGAGCCAAGAGCAUCUUCAUUCGCCCCAGCAUUACCAGAUGCAGCAGCACAAGGUGCACCAGUCGGCCAACGGGACGGAGACGCAGGAGAAGAUGCUGAGUGUGAGCGGCAAAAAGAAGUGCUCGCACUGCGGCGAUGAACUGGGACGGGGCGCGGCGAUGAUAAUCGAGAGCCUCCGGCUCUUCUACCACAUGGAGUGCUUCAAGUGCUGCGUGUGCCACGUGAGACUGGGAGACGGACUCAUGGGGACGGACGUGCGCGUGCGCAACCACAAGCUGCAUUGCCACAAUUGCUACUCCAGCGACGACGGUACAGGCCCAAACCACGCAAAUCAUAACCAUAGGCCACUCGGUGAAACAUUCAUAAAGCAAUAGCGGCACACGAGUCGCUCCUUUCUCCACCAUCCAACCUCCAUCCACGCAUUCACCCCGGACAACGACGGCUCCUCGACGCCGGGCGAAUUUUUUGCCGAUUAUACGCCGAGGCUCUAUCUCUCCCCUCUCGAUAUCCUCGAGUUUAGCGAUAAAUCAUACGGGCUGUUUGCUGCUAUCUGUCCCGCCCUGCUCCGAAUGAUUAGCAAUGACAAACCGACCGGCCAAUAAUGAAUACUUAAUGUUGUCGUUGAAAUCUCACGCCUCUC